AUGUCUACUCACAUCAGCAACAUCAAUGAAAUUCAAAUCAGAAACACCACAAGCCAUAAAGAAGUACAUGAUCACACACAAACAACAAGAGAUGAAAACUGCUCAGGUCAAUCUCGUGAUCAGAAGGUGUUGAAUCAUCAUGAUGACGAAGGCCAAGCCAAUCAAGCAACCAUCAUCCAAAACAUAUUUUCUGCUUUGACUUGGAACCUUGGGAGCAAUAAUAACCGUAUCACGAAGGCACGGUUUGAAUAUUGUAUGAAGACGUACUAUCACCUUUUCGCUCCUCUUGAUUACAUUGUAUUGCAAGAGGUUGGAUUCAAGAACGUUCAAGACAAACUGGGACCUUUGAAGGAAACUCAUAUUUACCAUUCUGCUAGAAUACCCACUGGCAAAACAUGUUGUGCAGAGACAUUUGUUGUCUUGGAAAAGAAAGGUUUAUGUAAAGGAACACAGAUGCCUCUAAAUGAACAAUCACUUCAGAGAUUUGAGAUACUUCAGAAAUACAGAUGCCAAUAUGUGGAGCUCUCCAACGUGAUAUUUCUUAAUGUACAUUUGUCUAGAAAGGGAAGAGAUGGGGUUAAAGGACUCGAGAUAAGGAAGAGAGAACUGCGUGGUAUUUUCAAGACUAUCAAGAAUAUAUGUAAAGAUAAACAUGUGGUGAUAGCGGGUGAUUUUAAUACAUAUUAUCAACUUGUAGAUGAAGUUGACAAGAUUGACUUCCUAUAUUAUGAUCCUGAUUCAAACAAUACCACAACUGGCAAAAACUGCUUCGACCAUUUUCUUUACAACAAAUCCUUGAAACUUGUAGGGUGUGCUGUGAUUCCAGUUACUGAUAAGAUCAUCUGCAACAACCACUAUCCAAAAAUAGCGCUCUUCACAACUGCCAAAAAAGUAAUGAAAUCCUACAAGGAAAAUUGGACAAACUUAAACUCCAAAUUACAGCGUGUGUCAAAGCCCAAUUAG
This is a messenger RNA of Naegleria fowleri, 963 nucleotides long. RefSeq lists its product as uncharacterized. Lineage: Eukaryota; Heterolobosea; Eutetramitea; Acrasida; Naegleriidae. The transcript has a single exon. The record is from RefSeq and is a predicted model, not a curated record. Gene Ontology annotation, molecular function: catalytic activity. The coding region runs from base 1 to 963 and encodes 320 amino acids.